CCGUCCCCCCCUCUCUGCCCAUAAAAACCUGGCGCCGCGCAACAUUUCUCUCCUUUUCUCUUCUUCUUCUUCUUCUCUCUCAACUCUCGUCUCUCGCCCCCAUCAAGCAAUCUCCGCCGUCACUCCAUUGACCAGUACUUCUGAUUCCUGUGAUACCCCUUCCGUUGCCGUCCCCCAGAUACCCUUCUUCUGCCACCCGUAAUCAUGCCUGUCCUUCCAUCUGAGCCCGAGUUCGAGCAGGCCUACAAAGAGCUGGUCUCGACCCUCGAACAAAGCACCCUCUUCGAGCAGCACCCCGAGUACAGGACCGCACUCAAGGUCGUCUCUAUCCCAGAGCGCAUCAUCCAGUUCCGCGUCGUCUGGGAGGAUGACAAGGGCCAACUCCAGAUCAACCGCGGAUACCGUGUGCAGUUCAACUCAGCCCUCGGUCCUUACAAGGGCGGUCUUCGAUUCCACCCUACCGUCAACCUCUCCAUCCUGAAGUUCCUGGGCUUUGAGCAGAUCUUCAAGAAUGCCCUGACUGGCUUGAACAUCGGUGGUGGCAAGGGAGGAGCAGAUUUCGAUCCCAAGGGCAAAUCCGACAAUGAGAUCCGGAAGUUCUGCGUCGCCUUCAUGCGCGAGUUGAGCAAGCACAUUGGCGCCGACACUGAUGUGCCCGCCGGAGAUAUCGGGGUUGGAGGACGUGAGGUUGGAUACUUGUUUGGUGCCUACCGUGCGGAGAAGAACAAGUGGGAGGGCGUGUUGACCGGUAAGGGUGAGACCUGGGGCGGUUCUCUGAUCCGACCUGAGGCUACUGGUUACGGUCUCGUCUACUACGUCGACCACAUGAUCGCCUACGCUGGCCAAGGCUCUUUCAAGGGCAAGAAGGUCGCCAUUUCCGGCUCCGGAAACGUCGCCCAGUACGCCGCCCUCAAGGCCAUCGAGCUGGGCGCCACUGUGGUCUCCCUCUCCGACUCCAAGGGUUCAUUGAUCGCCCCCGAAGGCUCGUCCUUCUCCCCUGACGACAUCAUGGAGAUUGCCUCCCUGAAGCUCAAGCACAAGGCCCUGACUGCCUUCUCCCACGGUGGCAAGUUCAAGUACAUCGACGGCGCUCGACCAUGGACCCACGUCAAGGUCGACGUUGCUCUUCCUUGUGCCACCCAGAACGAGGUCUCGAAGGAGGAGGCCGAGGCGCUGAUCGCCAGCGGCGCCAGAUUCAUUGCUGAGGGAUCGAACAUGGGAUGCACCCAAGACGCGAUUGACGUCUUCGAGGCGCACCGAAAGUCGAACGGGGGCAAGGCCAUCUGGUACGCGCCGGGCAAGGCGGCCAACGCGGGCGGUGUCGCCGUGUCCGGACUCGAGAUGGCGCAGAACUCCCAGCGCAUCUCCUGGACCAGCGAGGAGGUCGACAACAAGCUGAAGAGCAUCAUGGAGGAGGCCUUCAAGGUCGGCCUCGAGACCAGCAAGAAGUACGUCAAGGCGGCUGAGGGCGAGCUGCCGUCCCUGGUGGCCGGCUCCAAUAUUGCCGGUUUCGUCAAGGUCGCGGCCGCUAUGCACGACCUGGGUGACUGGUGGUAGAUCCGGCG
Amorphotheca resinae ATCC 22711 is the source of this 1565-nucleotide messenger RNA. RefSeq lists its product as hypothetical. Gene Ontology annotation, molecular function: L-glutamate dehydrogenase (NADP+) activity. The record is from RefSeq and is a predicted model, not a curated record. The transcript has 4 exons. Gene Ontology annotation, cellular component: cytosol. The coding region runs from base 205 to 1557 and encodes 450 amino acids. NCBI's taxonomy places the organism in Eukaryota, Fungi, Ascomycota, Leotiomycetes, Helotiales, Amorphothecaceae.